Messenger RNA from Eupeodes corollae, 5466 nucleotides. RefSeq names its product myosin-G heavy chain (gene CHES-1-like). The transcript is spliced from 7 exons. The record is from RefSeq and is a predicted model, not a curated record. Gene Ontology annotation, cellular component: nucleus. Gene Ontology annotation, biological process: regulation of DNA-templated transcription. Bases 837 to 3962 code for a protein of 1041 amino acids. Gene Ontology annotation, molecular function: cis-regulatory region sequence-specific DNA binding; DNA-binding transcription factor activity. NCBI's taxonomy places the organism in Eukaryota, Metazoa, Arthropoda, Insecta, Diptera, Syrphidae.
AAAAUAAGUCUUAAAAAAUUUAAAUCUUUUUUUAAACAAUUAAAAAAACAAAUAUUUUUUGUUAGAGAAAUAAAUAAAAAAAAAAAGAAAAUAAAAACCGCCGUAAGAUAUUUUUAAACUUUCAAAGUUCAUGAGUGUUGAACUUAGAUAUUUGACCUAAACAAUGAAAGAUGUGUAGUACGAGUAUACAUAUAUAGGUAUCUACCUACCAAGGCACCUGCCAUACAGUCUUUCCAAGUGAUUAAUAAAAAUGUUUUGCCUUAUAAAAAAUAAUACCUAUAUCUAAUUUUGCAUACCAACCUACCUACAUAGAUAUUUAAAAUGUUAUGUUAAAAUGAAAAUGAAAAUGUUGGUGUCUUCUAAAUUAUUUCACGUGGUUUAUUUUAUAUAAAUUCAAAAUUGAUAUAUUGUUCAAAGUUCAAUAAAAUUCAUAUUAAAGAUAAAGAUAAUAAAUAAAAAAAUGGUGGAAUCGUAAGUUUAUCUAACAAAAUAUUAAAAAUAACACAAACAACAAAUUUUAAACUAUUAUUAAUUUAAUAGUGAGUAAGUGAGUGAGUGAGUGACGACAGUGAGAGAAAAAUCCUAUACACACUCUUCAACUGAACCAACAGUCAACACUUGGGAAUUUUUCUCGUGCGUAGUAUAAUAAUAAUUAAAUUGGUGAAUUUGUUUAAUUUUCGCUUAAAAGCACUUUUGAAGACCAGUGUUGUUCAUGGUUUCGCAAAUUACCCAACGGAUUUUGAUAAAACAAUAAAACAAAAUUUUUAUUUUUACUGACGACGACGACGACGACACAACACGACGACGUUAUUUGAUCAUAUCGAGAUCUAGUGUGAAUGUCUACAGACAAGCCUCAGGUACGAGAAAACUUAACAAACAGCAUUGCAAGCAUUAAAUAUCGUGACAAAUCAUCAAUAUCUCCCACAAAAAUGGUGCUAUCAACAAUUCCCCUAGAAGGAGGCCAUGUCGUCAUCCGACAAUCAAAUGGUUCCUCGCAAUUAACAACUGCAAAUAUGCAAUCUCAACAACAACAGCAACAACAACAACACCACCACCACCAGCAACAACAACAACAGCAGCAACAGCAGCAUCAUUUAAUAAACACGAAUCAAACAAAUGGUUAUUCAACAACCACCACUCAAAUGCAUCACAGCAGCCCUUCCUCGACUUUAAUUACAACAAGUAGCACCAAAAAUACCUACAUCAGCAACGUUGGAAAUAAUAUUUCUUCCAAUGGUAAUGCAAUGGCAAAUACUAUUCCAACGCAAUCAAAAUAUGUGUUUUUGCAACAAAACGGAAACGGGCAGUACACAACAAACGAAGUUGUUUUGUUAGCGACUGAACCCGUGGACAUGGGAACCACCACCGAACAGGUUAUAUCUGUGAACGAAGCUGGAACGGCCACCGUUUGCGAUGAGGAACUAACUUCGCUGUCAUGGUUGCAUGAUAAAAAUCUAUUAAAAGGUUUUGUGCCCUGUUCAAAGAACAGCCGAAAAGCAACCGAACAACGCAUUCAAGCUCAAAGCAAUGGUGGUGGAACACCAGUAACGAUUAUCAACGCUGGAGGUCAAGUUUCGCCGACAAGUGAAUACAUAGAGGAAUCGCCGGGAAUCUCUGAAGAAAAUACAUCCAACAUUGAACAUGCAAUCAAUGAAUAUUCCUCGCAGCCGCAUAUUCAUUACAGCACUACGACGACCACCACCACCACUAACAAUAAUAACAACAACAAUCAUGCUUUGGUAAAAAAUCGCAAUGGCCAUCAAAUUUUGUCACCAAUUCAUACCGCCAACAAUGGUGGUAAUUACAUUAACUCCAGUCAGUCCUCCUCUAUCCAUGAGCAAGUAAGCGGAAGUUUGGCAGCAAUUGGUGCAACAACAACAGUUCAUGUUGGUCCCAGUGGAACCACCACUGUGGUUGAGUAUAAGACAAAUUCAAACUUUGCCCAAUCCCGAUUGAGCGGCGGAAAUGGGGUUAACAGCAGCGGUUCGGGUGGAACUACAAUAACUCCCGCCGCUAACAAUUAUGUGCCUUCUUCUCCCCAAAGGAAUAUUGUUCUCACGAAUGUGGCAAGUCCACAUCAUCAGCAGCAACAGCAUCAACAAUUCACUAGUUCCAGCAACAAUAGCAAUAGUACUCUGUCCACUACCCACCAUCCGCACAAAAAGUACCUGCGUGAAAAAAUGAACGGUUUCGAUCAGAGCGGUGGCGGCGGAACCAACAACAGUGGAGGAGGAAGUUCCAACAAAAACUCUAAUGCUAAUAUACCUUCUCCCUUCAGCUCGAGUUCAAGUACUGGUUCUAGUGCUUCUUCUCCAGCUUCAUCAGGUGCAAACUUUGCCAUCAACACUGUCAGCCAUACAUCGUCACAAGGAGUUUCAACUCUAUCACCAGAACCACCAAGAGAAUACCAUACACAAAAUGUACACCUGCACAGUGUAAUGAAAAGUCCAGCAUCAUACUCCACAAACAGCUACGAGAAUGAUUCGCUCAAAGAUUUUGAACUUACAUCAGUACCUUCGACCAAUAAUGGUCGGAUACCUUCGUCAAUAAAUGCACAUCAACAUUCGCAGCAGCAACAUCAACCGCUACCCCUCCAGAAAUCAUCACCUACUCCGCCAAAGCAAAAACAUCCAACGAAUGUGCCAUAUGAUCCAUUGGUGCAUACUCACAAUAAACCGCCAUAUAGCUUUAGUUCCUUAAUCUUCAUGGCAAUUGAAGGCUCGACAGAAAAAGCUUUGCCAGUAAAAGAAAUAUACGCAUGGAUUGUCCAGCAUUUCCCGUACUUUAAAACAGCUCCCACCGGAUGGAAGAACAGCGUGCGACAUAAUCUUUCGUUAAAUAAGAGUUUUGUGAAAGUUGAAAAGGCACCGAACAUGGGUAAAGGUUCUUUGUGGCGUGUAGAACAGCAACAAAGGCAAAAUCUUAUUCAAGCACUUUCACGUUCACCGUUCUUCCCAAAUUCAGCAGUCGAUAAGAUCUCUUUGAAGAGUCCAACAGGCAGUACAAAUGGUAUUGUCAUGCCUAACAGUCCAGCUGUUUCAACUGAAUCAGACGGUAGUCCACCGAUGACACCUGGAAAAUGUAAUUUAGAUGCACGACUCUUUCCAAAUCUAUCCAAAGCCAUUAAACUAAUGGAAACUAAUGACCAAGAUGAUGAUAGUCCGUCCGAUUAUAGUACGAUCAAAGCGGGCAAUGGUUACUAUACGAACGGAAAUUCAACUCCAAAUGGAAGUUUUGAAAAUAUUGAACUUAUGGCUAGAGAUUGCGGUACCGAUAGCAUAGAUGAUGUUAACGCUGCAACAGCUAUGCUGGCGUUAAAACAUGGACCAAAAGUUUUUAAUGAAACAUUUCAAAAUGGUUCUCCAGUAAUUACAUCAUCACCAAGUGAGGAUCACACAUAUUCAGCUGGUGGUGGUGGCGUCAGUAGUACAAGUAAUACUAAUGGCACCACUGCCAAUAACAAUACUAACUCAAGUUUCAAUGGGAGCAUGAUAGCAAAUGGAAGUGGCGAUAAACCUGCCGUUCCCACAAAUGGUUUUUCUCCUGAUAAUCAAAGUAACUGUGCCUCAUCAGAUGCAGCAUACGAAAGUAGCGAAGAAAGUCACAAUAUAUCUCCGGAAGAACUUGAAGACCAACAACGACACCGUGAUGGUGUCUACGCCCUACUCUCAUUAUCGUCGCAUGUUGACAUGUCACCCAUCAAACGUCCAUCAUCAACAACCGUCGAAGAGGAGCACAUAUCUUCAUAUAUGGAAAACAUACCACAUCUCAAUGGGAAGGGUCUUCUCGUAAACGGCUGUGGCGCCUUAGUAGUUAACGGCAGUGGCAGCGGAGUUCUCGACGAAGGCUAUAACACUCAAAGUUACUACAGUCACAUGGCAUCGCCAUCACCUCCAAAGAAACAAAAACCCCUGCGAAAUAUUCGGGCUAAAAUUAAACGCAAGACCACGUUGAUACGAUGAACGGUUUCAAGUUCGGUCGGCCAGUACAAAGCUGCUGACUGUCGCUAAAUUGUCUUCGCAGUAGUAGGCUUAUAUUGUAAGGUUUCUAAAACGGUAAAAUAGGUUCUUUUAUAUAAAUGUAAAUCUAAGCCACAUAUUGUAUAUUGUGCCUCAAAAACCCCUUAAAAAUUUAGCCCUUCCGUUUCUUUUUUAUUUUUGUUACAAAUUUUCAUGGGACAGUUUUUGUGUUGUGUUUGUUUGAUAUGUUAUGCAUUGUUGUAAAGUUGCGUUUGAAUUUGAUAGAAAAAGUUAUUGUUAUAAAUAUCAUAAGUAUCGUAAGAUACAAGUGCUUUAGAAUAUAAUUGUUGUUUGAUGAAUUGGAUUUUGCUUGGGAAUUAAAAAAAGAAAAAAAAACAAAAGUAAAUGAGAGAGAAGGUCGAUUGGAAUUAAAUGAGAGCAAAUUGAAAUCUAACCCAACUAUUGUACCUUAACUUUUAUGAUAUCUUUGUUGUUGAAAAAGGGCAACCCUCUUGUUGUUCUUUUAGUACACUAACAAAUAUCCAAACUUAAAAAAAAAAAACAAAACGUAUCUUCCUUCUUUCCUAAGAGAUUUAUUCCGUUUUUUUACAAAAGAAAAAUAUAAAACAAAAUCACAAAAAUAAAUAAUAACGUGAAAGAAAAAGAGAAGAAAACCAAACAAAAAGUGCCUACAAACUCUUAGAAUUUUUUUUUUUUUCAAAAAUAAUAAUUAUUUUUAUCUUUCCUUUAAUUUGAUGACUGAUUGUUAAAGAAAUAUUAAAUAAAUUUAUAUAAACAAAUAAAAUAAAAUAAAAGAAAAAUAUCGCUAUGAUAAAUUUGUGCAAUAAUAAUUAAAUUGAGAACAAACAUUUUGUUCCUCCUACCAGUCACAAGAUCCACAAAAUAUUUGUGUAUUCUAAGUUUUACUUCAAUUUUUAAUUUUAAUAAUGAUAACCAUCUAUUUUUAUUUUUAUAUAUAUUUAAGAUAAUAUAUAUAAUAUAUUUUUUAUGAUUAUGCUAUCAGAAAUGCAUUAGAAAUACAUUAUAUACAUACAUAUAGUUAUAAUAGUAAAUUACUUUACAUGGACUGUAAACGAAACGUUGUUUUAAACUAUUAUUUUUCGCAAAACAUAAAGCCUAUAAAUAUUCUGAAUCAUAUUAAGAAUGUAUUGUAUACAAACAAACAAAAAUAGAAUGAAGCUAUAAAAACAUACAUAUUUUAGACGAAAAACAUGCAUAUUAAAUUACAUACAUAAAUAAAUUAAUUAAUACUCGUUGCAAACGACAAAUGAAUUGCUUACAAAUAUUCAAAAUUUCAUUUCCAGUGUCAAAUCGUAUAUUAACAAAGUACAUACAUACAUAUAUCAAAAAAGCUAACUAUAACAAAAUUUAACAAAAUUAAAAAUAGUCGAAAAAUGUUACCACAAAAAAGCAAUGAAAGAAGUCUGACUUAAAAAAAAAAGCAUCAUAUGAUAUGAAUUUUGUUCUUUAAAAAACAAAAAAUAAA